This is a messenger RNA of Monoraphidium neglectum, 249 nucleotides long. RefSeq lists its product as hypothetical. Lineage: Eukaryota; Viridiplantae; Chlorophyta; Chlorophyceae; Sphaeropleales; Selenastraceae. The annotation marks the transcript as partial. The record is from RefSeq and is a predicted model, not a curated record. The transcript has a single exon.
AUGUGCGCUUGCGACGCGCUGCUCGGCUUUGGCGGCAGUGCACAGGGGGAUAUGGACAGCGCCGGUUGCUUGCCGCCCAAAACCAUCGACAGCAGCGACAGCGACAGCGCCGCCAGCAGCCUGGGCGGUGGCAGCAGCACAGAAGAUGUUGACCCCGGCGCCGCUGCGUCAAGCUGGUGGAGCACGCCCUCGUUCUAUCCCCAGCAGCCACGCCAGCAGGCGCCGACGCGGACCGGCAUGGGCGGCCUG